Messenger RNA from Orussus abietinus, 332 nucleotides. RefSeq lists its product as uncharacterized. The transcript has 2 exons. NCBI's taxonomy places the organism in Eukaryota, Metazoa, Arthropoda, Insecta, Hymenoptera, Orussidae. The coding region runs from base 30 to 332 and encodes 100 amino acids. Gene Ontology annotation, molecular function: nucleic acid binding. The record is from RefSeq and is a predicted model, not a curated record.
UGUUUCUUCUGCCUUCAUCAUCUGGCAAAAUGACGUCAGGUCACUUUAAAACCUGGCUACAAGAAGUGUUUUUCCCAAACACUGGACGGAGAAGUCUUCUCUUGGACUCCUGUAACGGUCCCUGCAGCAGUAUUAUCAAUGAAAGGAAACCUGCAAAUAAAGAUGUCAUGUUGAUGACCAUACCAAAAGGAACUACCGGGCGAAUGCAAUCAUUAGACGUCUAUGGGUUUAGAGUCUGGAAAAAUGUUGUAAGACGUUUCUCUGACAAUGUGCUCUUACACAAUUACGAUGUUAUGUUAAUGUUAAUUUUCAUUUGCGAAACAAUAUCAUAA